Aspergillus glaucus CBS 516.65 is the source of this 2455-nucleotide messenger RNA. RefSeq lists its product as uncharacterized. Gene Ontology annotation, biological process: intracellular signal transduction; protein phosphorylation; microtubule cytoskeleton organization. Lineage: Eukaryota; Fungi; Ascomycota; Eurotiomycetes; Eurotiales; Aspergillaceae. The record is from RefSeq and is a predicted model, not a curated record. The transcript has a single exon. Gene Ontology annotation, molecular function: ATP binding; tau-protein kinase activity; protein serine/threonine kinase activity. Gene Ontology annotation, cellular component: cytoplasm. The coding region runs from base 252 to 2147 and encodes 631 amino acids.
GAAAACUUCGAUCGACGACAACCAGUCAUUGCUCACCCUCCUUCGUAUAUAUCUGACGUAUCCCACCGUCUGAUUUUCGUCUUCCUUCCAUCUCAUCUUUUGCCCCAUCUUCCGUCUUUUUAUCUCCUACCAUCAUCUUCCUCAAGCGACGCAAACGCAGAAAGACGCAUACGAAGGCGAAUAUACACCAAACUGGAUUCACUACAUACUCCGAAAAUUCACUCGGAGUUGGUUUUGUGCUCUCUGAGGGCAUGGCUCAGACUGAGAGCAACACAUUGGCGAGGCUGAGGUUGGACACGUCGUUUGGACGGACACACGAUCUCGGGUGGCGGAAUGAAAAUGAGAACAGAGUACGGGAUCAUGGCGACGGUAUCGAGGGCGAUCAUACCAACAAGUUCUACGAUUUUGACACGCCCCGUUGCGGUACUGAUGAAGACAAUAGUGCGAUGAAUGGCCUACAUUCAGCGACCCCUCCUAUUUCAGUACCCCGCCAUGAGGAACUUCCAAACGAAGAUCUCAGUUAUCCGCACAAACCAGAUGAUGUUCGUGCCUCACCUCUCGAGAGCUUCAUCCAGAAUCGGAGUCCAUCCUUCAAUUUCGACCAUAAUGCCAGUUGCGAUAGCGCCCAGCAGGAGCCGCUGGGAGAACCUUUGCCGAAACGCAAUACUAGUAUUAGAAAUUUUCAGCGCUUCCAACCACGAAGCUCAGGGUUGAGGAACGCUUUGUCGCAAGAGGAUGAUGAAGCAUCCCAGCCAAAGUACCCAACCUGGGGUUCCAGCCCCAGAAGGUAUCAAAGCCAGCGGGCUUUUCCAGGGAGCCCUCGUGCUGCAUUUCCGACUAGUCCAAACUACGAUCUACCGGCAAAUUCUAAUUCCCUGACGUCAGUGUCUACUGCGUCACCUAUUGCUGAGGAACUGCGAACUCCCCCGGAAGGAUUCAGGGGGAUGCCGUCGCCUUUUUGCAUGGCAUCCCCUAAUUCCUUAGAUAACCGCAGUUCCUGGUCCGGUAGCGCUAUGACGCCGUUCGGAAGUAAGCCACGGGGCCUUCGCAGCAACACAAACAGAAGUCGGCGGUCUACUACCUCGAGUGGAAAAUCCCCAGCUAGCAUGUUCCUGUCCAUGUGGAGUAGCGGUCCAGAGCCAGAGCCUACUCCACAGCCCGACGAUGAAGGUCAGAUGGUCGGGACGGAGUACGUGCUUGGCAAACCGAUAGGCCAUGGAGGAUUCAGUACAGUGAAGGAAGCAUAUAAGGUGGAGGAGCAUGGAGAGCCACGACAAUUGGCCGUCAAGAUUGUGAAGAAGCAAAUAUCGGAUAAGAGCGAAAGAGAAAACGAUGAAGUUCAGGCAGAGUUUGACCACGAAGUUCGAGUGUGGCGGUAUCUCAACCAUCCCAACAUCCUAACCCUGGAUGCUGUUUAUGAAACGGACUAUGCGACAUUCUGUUUCACCAAAUACGCUAUCGGUGGUACUCUAUUCGAUUCGAUCCGCCAAAACCGCAAUGGUCUGGAGACCAGUCUCGCAAAGAAGUAUACCUACCAACUCGCAUGUGCGCUGCGAUACCUACACGAAGAUGCACGGGUAGUGCACAGAGACAUUAAACUCGAGAACUGCCUUCUCGAUCCAGUCGAGGGCACGCAAACGUCAAACCUCGUCCUCUGCGAUUUCGGUAUGGCAGAGUGGAUGGCAACGGACAACGGUCCAGAUUCGCCAGACCCAUACGACGACGAUGCAGACCGCCCACCACCAAAGACCAUUGGACCUGCGGAGUCAAGUACCAGCAUUGCCGGAAGCUUGGAAUAUGCCUCUCCAGAGUUACUACAAUCCUCCAACGGGGUCAUCGAUCCCGUCGUGGACAUCUGGGCCUUUGGAGUCAUUGUGUUCACUGUUGUUGUCGGCUCACGGCCGUUUCAGGAUGCUUUCACGCCUCGCGUCCAGGCAAAUAUCAUCGCCGGUAAAUGGGAUCAACAGUCGGUGCUGGGAGGGUUUGACGACCCGAAAACUCGCCAAGAUCGAGAGGAUGCGCUCGAGCUGAUCAAAGGCUGUCUCGAGAUGAAUAUUGAGAAGCGUUGGACGAUUCGAGAGAUUCUGUCGUCACGCUGGUUGGACGGAUUUUCAGAAUGCAGUUCGCCAAUUCCUUGGAGGCUAUAAGUGCCUCUCUACUUUUCUCUCUUUUCCCUGAAAUUUCACAUUUUCCCUCUGCAUCACCCUCACUCUAUCUUUAUGUUGUUUAUGACGAACGGGCGCUGGUGUUUGGGAUUUAUGGGAUGAUACCCUUACGAUAUUUGACCAUUUCACGUUUCGAUUGUUCGCAUGCUUGAUGUUGAAUUAGUUCAUGAUUUUCAUUCUUAUGUUACUUUGAUGAAUUCGGGUUUUAUGAUGACUACGGUGACGAAAGCGUGGUUAGGCAUGGCGUUUGAUGGGAUUUCUUUUUUUUUUUUUUUUUUUUUUUUUUUUUU